Messenger RNA from Acanthopagrus latus (yellowfin seabream), 5588 nucleotides. Its product is annotated as carboxy-terminal domain RNA polymerase II polypeptide A small phosphatase 1-like. The record is from RefSeq and is a predicted model, not a curated record. Lineage: Eukaryota; Metazoa; Chordata; Actinopteri; Spariformes; Sparidae. Gene Ontology annotation, molecular function: RNA polymerase II CTD heptapeptide repeat phosphatase activity. The coding region runs from base 121 to 3123 and encodes 1000 amino acids. The transcript has 6 exons.
AUCCACUCUGAAUGGACCUUUACAGUUACCUGCCACUCACUUGAACUCAGACUCUGCAGGAUGAGGAACCAAUGCAUGGAGUAAAACCUUUCAACAAAGUCCAGCCUGAGAAACAACUUCAUGAUGUAUCUGGAAAACUCUGAGAAAAGUAAAGUCUCUGGAGAAGGGGAGCCGUCCACUGAAGUCAUGCUUGCUGAACAAUGCCAGCUUCUUCCUAAGACAGAAGCUGCAGAUUUAACCAGCUCUUCAAAGGGAAGUGCUGAACUUGACAUGGAAGUCCUUGUGGAAUAUACAGAUCAGACUGUUGUCAGUGGAGAAAUGGACCCUUCCUGCACAUUUUGCAAUGAACACUCUGAGUACUUUGAGCAAUACUCGGCAAGUGAUGGAUUUUCAGACUCCGACAACAUCGUUGAUAAGUGUGAGACUUCUGGGUUAAGCCAACCAUUCGAUGAAUGUGCUCAACACCGUGAGUGUUUUAAACCUUGCAAGUCCCCUGAGCACUGUGCUAAUCAUAGCUUAGCUUCCAAAUGUAGUCCUUGCUGCGAACAUUGUGCAGAACACCUCCAAUUAUUUCAGCAAUGUAAACCCUCUGAUCAGCAGCUUGACUUUGAUUCAGACGACUUGGCAGUGAAGUGCGACGGUUUUGGGCAGUGUGAGAUGUCCGAUUUCAUACCUGAGUGCACAGACAACCUCGAGCUGCUUCAACAAUACGAGCUUCCCGAUCAGCAGCCCGAGUGCUUUGACUCUGAGCCAGACGCAUCAACAGAGGACUCUGAGCAAUGUGACAUGACUCCUUUCACACCCAACAUCUCUGAUUCAGAGGACUUAUUGGACUGUGGCACCGAACUUUGUGACGAAAAUCUAAAUCAAACUGAAGAUGAAGAUGACAAGAGCUAUCCAUCUGAGCAAGAAGACGAAAAUGAAACGGAGCUGAUUGAUGAGGAGUCUGGAUUAUCAGAGGAUGUAAAUUCCUCAAGAUUUGGCGCACCGGUUCACGUUUAUUUUGACGAUAGUGACGAUGUUUUCUUUGGAAGUGAAUGUCGUGAGACACACCAGCAUGCUGACAUGUCCACAGAUCACUGCAAAAUGUGUGAAGAUGACUACUGCGAUGACUCUCAACAGCAAGACUCAGACAAGACCUCAGAGUUUUGCCCUGAAGAAGACGGAGCCUCUGAUUGCUCUUCUGUGGAAACCAAGUCCUUCAAGACGUGUCCUGAUGGCAGUCUUCCUUCACUCCCCUGCUCUGAUUCAUCAGGGGAGUCAGAAAAAGAAACUCAGGAGGAUUCAAGUGAUGAGCAGACGCAGUGGGAAUCUUUUGAAGACGAAGAAGAAAUGGAGCAAAGCAAUAUUAACGAAACUAAUGAGGACAAAAAGAAGAAAUCUGCUGUUGAUUUCGUCAUUGAGGAUUACUUCGAUUUGUUUGACCGAUCCGACUAUUAUGGACAUGCAUAUGCACAAAAACAGCGUUACAUCUCGUGCUUCGACGGGGGGGAUAUCGACGUCCAUCUUCAUCUAGACGAAGUUCAUUCUACACUUACCAAAAAUGCGAUCAAAUGUAAAGAAGACAAUGAGGAAAUUAAGGUACAGGAAACUGAAGCGUGUUUCGAUGCCCCUGAAGAUAUUCAUAACGAGGAAGAUGCAAGUCCAAGAGAUGAUAUCUCUACUGGGUCGGGUGAGUCAGAGAGACGACCUGAAGACUGGACAGUAGAAUCAGAAUCAAGUUUAGCAGAGGAUGAAAUUGAAGAAUAUGAAUCAGAAGAACUUCAUUCAGAGAACUGUGAGGAAGCAGAGGACAGUGAGGACACUUGUGCGUUUGACAACCGUUUUUCUAAAGUCUGUGAUGAAGAAGAUGUGGAGGUCUGCCUGCCCUCUGGCAACAGGGAGAAUAUGUGUGCGCCAUGUGCGGACGACAUUUCUGUCGAAGGUGAUGCUUACGAAGAUGAACUCUCCGAUGCCCAGAAUAAUGAAUCUCUUGGCGAUGAGACCUGUACCAUAACAUCUGUUUUUGAUGACAACAAGGAGGAUAAGUCUGAAGACAAAGAGUUUAUUGACUGUUCAGAAAUGGAGCCAUAUUGGUCACUUGUAGAUCAAGAGGAGGAUGAAGAGCUGUGUGAGCCAGGUGUCGAGGAAUACUACGCAUAUCAGAUGAAAAGCGUUCAGUCGUCGUGUGAUGAACAAGCCCUGAGUGGAUCAUACGAUCAGAUAAUCUGUGGAAAAGCCGAUAGGAACGAUUCAGGAAUUGAAAAAGAAGUUGAGGAGACCGACUCACAGAGUCCAGAGGAAUGCAAAACAGACAGAUUUGAAAUCACUGAAGUUAUUCAGUUGAGUGACAGUUUAGCUGACUGCUCUUCUGAUGUUGAAAAAACAACCAGCCAAGAAGCUCCAGAAUCGGACGACGACAGUGGAUUCAGUGAAAUUUCAAGAGACUCAAAACCUCCUUUGGACAUUAUUCACAGUGUUGCCUCCGAAGAAAGCGGCGAUUCAGAAGAGGAGCCGAGUGACGAUGAAUCCUCUGAGCCUUGUGAAUGCGAUUACUGCAUUCCCUCAAUAGAGCAGGUUCCAGCCAAACCGCUGCUCCCACGGAUGAAAUCAAACGAUGCGGGGAAGAUCUGUGUCGUCAUCGAUUUGGAUGAAACCCUAGUGCAUAGUUCAUUUAAGCCAGUGAACAAUGCUGAUUUUAUCAUUCCAGUGGAGAUUGAUGGAACAGUUCACCAGGUGUAUGUGUUAAAGAGACCCCACGUUGAUGAAUUCCUCAAGAGGAUGGGAGAAUUGUUCGAGUGUGUUUUGUUCACGGCCAGCUUAUCCAAGUACGCAGACCCUGUAUCGGACCUGUUGGACAAAUGGGGCGCCUUCAGGAGCCGCCUCUUCCGGGAGUCAUGUGUCUUUCACAAAGGGAACUACGUAAAAGACCUGAGCCGCUUAGGAAGAGACCUGAACAAGGUCAUCAUCAUCGACAACUCCCCGGCCUCCUACAUCUUCCAUCCCGACAACGCAGUUCCUGUAGCGUCCUGGUUUGAUGACAUGUCAGACACCGAGCUCCUCGAUCUUAUCCCCUUCUUUGAGAGACUAAGCAAAUCAGAUGACAUCUAUGAUUUUCUCACGCAACAGAGGACUUCAAGUUAACAGAGGCAGGACAUUAGGAGGGAACUAAUCACCAGCAGCUGUUGUCACGGGGCCACGGAGGCUGGUGGGCCGCAAGCUCCACGCUGCUUCCAACUACAAGGACCACACUGCAAAAAAUGCCUGUCAUUAAGUCUCGUAUUCUUACGGCUUUUCGCAUAAAAAAGAAAUCCACUCGGUAAAGACUGAAUAUGAGAUUCAAUGACUUCUGUAGAUAUCUUUUGCAGUGCAGCUAGUAUGUUGUUGUUGUCGUUAUGUGACAGCAGUGACCUUUGUAAGUGUGCUGUAAACCUAGAUCGUGUGAACAGUUGUUCCGUGCCAUUUUACAAAUGAACCACAUCAAUCAUUUCAUGUCAGUGCAGCGUAGCAUUCGUAAUAGUAUUUAAAGCUCUCACACAUAUUAUAACAACUCAUUGAUGUCUGUCCUUUAAAUCCCAUUAACUUACUUUCUUUGUUGCCUAACCUUUUGGCCAAAUGUGUUUGUAGUAAAAAGACAGUCAUUAACUUCAAUUUUGGUUUAAUAGAUUAAUAAUUAAAACACAAUGUGACACAUUUCACUCCAAAAGAAAACAUGUUUUUCAUGUGUUCCAAAUACUGUGCACUUACUGCCAAAACACAAUAUAGAGAUAAUUUAUUGUUUCAGAUUUUUCAUUCAGAUUGAAACGAAACUGAACAGAAAUCAAAGGAAACCAUAUCCAGCAGUCAGUUGCCAUUGUUUUUAGUCUUUAUUCACUACAUUACAGAUGAUCGAGAAGGUUUCAUCACUAAUAUCACUGGAAUCUGUAUCUGUAAUCUGUAAUAACCCUUUUUUAUGUCAUCUUAUGCACAGUUCAGUCACAAGAAACCAACCUUGACUAAGUAGGGGUGUCACAAGUUCAAUCCUUAAAAUCCUGAAAAUUGGUCGAAAUGAGCAUCAGAUACGGAAAUCAAAAACAAGAAAGGCAAUUCUCUCUGUAUUUUUUUCCUCCUCCUGUGCCUACUUACUUUCAUGUGGCAGCCGUGGUUGUAGAGUAACCUUCUGCCACCUAGUGACUCGUACUUUUGUUUUUGUGUUGAACACUAACCCAGUUGAUUGGAGAAUUACUGAUAUUUAAAUAAUAGUCGUAUAUAACUCGACUGUUACACGCCCCCCCCCACCAAGAAAAAAAUGGUUAUAAUCAUAAAGAAUAAGGUGAAUGUGGAAAUGACGAUUUUUGGGGCAUGAAGUCAAUGAUAUGUUGAUCUUUACAAAUGGCAUAGCCAAAGGCGAACUCCAGUGUGGGUCCUCAACCUUGAUUUACUUGUUUUGGUCUCACGAGUCGGGUUGUUGCAGGAAGACAACAGUGGAAACAUGAUUCAGAGUUGGGGAGAAGAGUUUGCCUCGAGGAAUUCCCAGCAAUAAUGUAUUUCCAGAGUCAUGGCUGACUAAAAAACUGAUAAUGACAAUCUAGAACAGCUGUUACAACCCACCUCGCAAGAUUUCAAAGGGAGACCUUUUCCUUCAACUUGUGAUCUUUAGAUCUACUUACGUAUCUAUCUAAAGAUCUGUUCCUAGCUUUUAUAGGAAUUGUUUCCAUGUUGUCUCAAACAAGCACUUCUUAGAUGGUCGCUGUUGCAGCCAUUGCAGAGAUCCACUGGAUUGAUUUCCAAACAAAAUCAGGGCUUGGGAGACUUUUGUGACACCUCUAAUUAUAACACAUAAAAUGAUGCAUGUUGGACAGUUCUUGCUCAGCAUUAAGAAAACAGAUGAGCGCGCACACACCGGACCUUUCACACCACUGCAGAAAUGGUGAGAUUAUGUUUGUACAUAGAGUAUAUCAGGAUUUUAGGCAAUCAUUUUGAAUUGGUUUUAAUGUUAUUUUACCAUGUGAGAUUUUAGUUGUACUGGCCGCCACAGCGUGCAGCUCGUCAAAGAUGCAAUACUGUUUUUAUGUAAGACUGUAACCCGCUAAGGCGACUUAAAAUACGUUUGGAAAUAACUUUUCGUUUUGAAAGCACACUUCGAUGCCUCCUAUCGGUAAACUUGAAUCCGAGAUGUUUGGUGUAAGACAUUGAUGCAGUCGAGAGUGCUGCCGUAUCGUUCUGUAUAUUCAGUUUCACGAGGGGAAGCGUUUGUGUUUUCGAGCCCUGAUGUGACGUUGCCUCAGUCUGGAGCGAGUGUGUAUAUUUGAAUGUGUGUGUGUGUGUGGGUUUCAGUGUGAUUGCGUCAGUGUGAGUAUCUACAUUGGUUUAAGAUUUUAAAGAAAAGACACUUUGACAAUAUGUGAAAAACCAUAACCUGUCUUUGAAUAAUGAUUUAACUUUUUUUUUUUUUUACUGUAUGCAAACAAGAGUAUUAUUAACGUUGUGACUCAAGUUAAGAAACUGGUUCAAGUUUAGUUUUCAAGUUUUUAAAAUUGCUGCUGUUUAAAUGUCAAGAUUGGGAAAAAAAGAAGAAAACCAGAGAUAUUUUUACCUUGCACCAAUAAAGCAUGUUUUAUUGAAACAGG